AGUCAACAUUCUUCAUUGAAUCUCACUGAAGAUCAGGCUCUUCAAAUCACCUGAGAUGUCUUUCAGUGAUCAACAGUGCAAGCAACCUUGUGUGCCACCCCCAUGUCUUCAAAAGACCCAAGAAAAGUGCCAGGCCCAAGCUGAGGAGGCAUGUGCCCCCUCAUGUCAGGACCCCUGCCAAGAUAAGUGUCCACAACAAGCUCAGGAGGGAUGUGUUCCUCAGUGCCAGGAGUUCAGCCAAGGAACCUGCCCACAGCAAGGCCAAGAUCCAUGUCUACCUCCAAGCCAAGACCAGUGCCUUCCUCAGUGUGCAGAGCCAUGCCCGGAGUUAGCACAAACAAAAUGUGUGGAAGAGUUCCCACAGAAGGUACAGGAGAAGUGUCCAUCCCAGAGCAAGGGAAAGUAGCUGCUCAAAUGCCAUCUGGAGUCAAGAAGAUGGCCAACAGAAGAAAAUACAACCCCAGUCCUUACGGUGACCUUCUCCUGUGGGUAUCUCUGUAUAAGAUACUGUCUUGUCUCCUGACUUCCUCAGCAUUCCAGGACUUGGUCUGUACCUCUGAAGAUAGUUCUCUGUAUUUUAUUAACCUCUGUGAAUAAGUGUUCUCAGCAGCUGGCAAACAGUCAAGAGUAUAGGAGAGUGUGAUAAUCAAGGCAGAUCACCAAAGCCUAACAUAGCUCUCCUGGGGCAAAACCCCACUUAGCUCUUAGUCCAUAAGGGCCAAGGAUGCCUUCAUCCAUCUUUCAGGGUGCAAGGCUCUCUUUCAAGCCUCAAGAGAAUCUUAAUUUAACAGCUUUACGGUAUUAAGAAGAAGUUGGUGAUGCUACAAAAUCAAAAAUGGUUUAAUUUUGUUUCUACAUCCUAAUCAAAAAAAAAUGACUGGACAUUGUAAUGUGAUCUGUGCUUUGUAAAAUUCAAACAAAAUGUUUUCAAAGACUUAAUUCAAACAGCCAAUAAGGAACACAAAUUGGGAUCUUUGUGAAUCUUUGUGCUUCGUAGAUGAACUUCUUUGGACCAUUUGGUUUGAGAGGGCUUCAGAUAUUGUGUCUGGUCUUUAGUUUGUGUCUCUGCGAUAGGAGCUGGAUUGUCUCCAGCUUUCUUGCCUUUUCCCCUUGGUGAAAGUAAAAUAUAUAAUAAAGCUCUUCCUAAGGCU
This is a messenger RNA of Grammomys surdaster, 1151 nucleotides long. RefSeq names its product proline rich 9 (gene Prr9). The transcript is spliced from 2 exons. The record is from RefSeq and is a predicted model, not a curated record. Bases 56 to 406 code for a protein of 116 amino acids. Lineage: Eukaryota; Metazoa; Chordata; Mammalia; Rodentia; Muridae.